GUGUGUGUGUGUGUGUGUAAACGUGGAAUCAGAUCCCACAAAACUGUACGGGCAGAGGGUAGAAGCAAAACCAAAUCUAGAGAGAAGCAGCAGCAAGAAGCUUAAAAGCAAGCAACCACGAGGUUCUUCGAUAGAGGGCAGGCAAAGGCAACCUUCGAAAUCCUGCUGCUUUUCUCACAAUUUCUUGCCUUAAGAAUCGUGGGUUUCUCUUCUUAUUCUUUGCAGCACUCUUUUUUUUUUCCCAUAAAUUGUUAAAGAUAUCAUUCAAAUUUUGGUAGAAAGGCCUUGGAAUCUUUACAUAAACAAAAACAUAUAAUUGGGAGAGAAAGGAACAGAGAGAUAAUGUCAAAGAAGAAAGCUUUUAGUGGCCAUACAAUGAGUCUUAAGGACUUUCAUGGUGGCUCUAUCCCUACCAAUCUCCCUUUGCCUUCUGCUCCUGGUGUAAUUGUUAGGUCUAAUGAUUGGCCUGGUCAUGACCGGCUGAAUUCAUGGGGAGGUCGAGUGAAUCGUCCUGAUCACUGGGUUAGGCCCCAUUCAUCCCCAGCCACGAGGCAUUGGGAUGAUAAAACUCCGUUUCUUAGUCGUAAUGUAUGCAUUGGUCGUCACUUUGAUGAGGAGGAAAGGAAACCCUUGGAUGGUUUUUCAGGUCCACGCCGGACUUUCAGUGAUGAGAGUUUUCGAGUUGCACCAAGUAAGGUAGAGUUGAUGCCAGAGGCUGCUUUGAGUGGGGAGGUAACUGCUUCAUAUAUGGCAGCUUCAACUGCAGAGUCACAUGCAAGGAGGGUUCAUGAGAGAGCUCAUGUGGAGGUGCAUUCGCAGAAUGUAGGAGAUACUGUUGGUUUGAGAGUUAAUGGGUCAUAUGCAAAUGCAUGGACAGUUAGGAAGGAGUUGGUCAUGGGCAUUAAUGAGCCACUGCAGUCGACCUGGUCAGAAACAAGUGCCAUGUCGAAGUUGGCUCAUGCAAGUGCAUUGGAAAAGGUUUCUUCAGGAAGAUGGCAGACAAAUCAUUCAAUGCAUAAUCAGACAAAUGCUGAGGUUGUUGAACAUCUGGAAACGGAGAAAGAUAUAGGGAACAUGGGUUCUGAUGGUUAUUCAUAUAAUAGGAUGAACGCGGCAGGUGAGACAGAAAUUUCUGCUGCAAUGUUGUCAAGGCAUGUGGAAAGGGGUCUGACUGUUGAGGAUAGGAUCCCGGGUCAUAGAAAGGAGUUUGCUGAUCGUGACAGGGACAGGGCUCCUUUGCCUUCAGAAUUGAAAGAGAGAAACCCAUUAACUCAUAUUGACAGGGUUCAACUGCCAUGUUCGGAUGCCAAAUUUGGUGGGUCUAUAGUGCAGCCCCCUGUGCGCCUUGAAGCAUCAGAGCGACCUAAGGUGAAGUUGCUUCCAAGAAUAAAGCCAUUGGAGGUUUCAGAACUUCCUGUGCCCCAUCAUAUGCAGGAGAACCAACUGCCAAGCAACCCGGCUCAUGGUUAUGCUAUUACUAGUAAAGAGUUGCACCCAAAUGUUAAUGCUGCAAAACUUCCUUCAGUUGGUGUUGAGACUGAGAAUCAAAUGGUAGAGCGGCGAAAAUUGAAUUUGAAGCCACGGUCACAGCCUCUUGAACAGUUAGAUGGGAACAUUGAAAGGGAAAGGAAACUGUUAUUUGGUGGUGCUCGGCCACGUGAAGUGGUUUUGAAAGAGCGAGGAAUAGAUGAUGCUGCCAUGAUCAACCAUGAUUUGGUUCGGCGUUUAGACAGGACCAAGCAUGAUGUUGUUAAGACUCUGAGAGUUACUGAGCAUGCAACUCCUACACGUAAUGGUCAAAGAACAGACACUCUUCCUCCGGAUCAAAGGAUUGUAAAGAAAUUUGAGCGGAAGGAUCAGCAGGUAGACACUGAGAGAGUGGAUGACCAGAGAAGAAACUGGCAUAAUGAGAACUGGAGGAACAAUAGGGAGACUGGGAGGAGGCAGCAGAAGGAAAGACAGCCUUCACCAGAGACCUGGCGCAAGCAUGUCGAGCAACCAAAACCUGCCUCCCCUGAUACAGGUUUGCGCUAUGGGAAAAUAGCUUCAGCUCUGGAGCUUGCCCAAGCAUUCUCAAGAUCAUUUUCUGAUCGAAAAUUAGCUGAUCGAUGUUCUGGCCAAAGGAACCUCCCUGGCAAUGUGAGGAUGCCUUUUUCCCGACUGAUGGCCCCAACUCCUAGGCCUCAGAUAAAUGGCUACUAAUUUGCGACUGGUAUUAUCGGUUUGCAGGAAGAAGAUAGUGUCAAUGGAUUAGUCCUUGCUGUUGAUAUUUCAACAUUCCCGAGGAAUGAAUAUUGAUGACUAUUCAAAAUUGAUUGCAAUUUUAUAGAUUGUGUUGGGUCCAUAUCCUUAACUUUGUCACCCUUUUGUUUAUUUUAUUGACAUCUGUAUUCUUCAUUUUUUUCUGAGAGGAAAAGGUGUUCUGUGA
Molecule: messenger RNA, 2428 nt
Organism: Populus nigra (black poplar)
Lineage: Eukaryota; Viridiplantae; Streptophyta; Magnoliopsida; Malpighiales; Salicaceae
Exons: 6
Coding region: 343-2202 (619 amino acids)
Molecular function (GO): translation initiation factor activity; mRNA binding
Source: RefSeq, a predicted model, not a curated record